Molecule: messenger RNA, 1760 nt
Organism: Suillus clintonianus
Lineage: Eukaryota; Fungi; Basidiomycota; Agaricomycetes; Boletales; Suillaceae
Exons: 5
Coding region: 162-1670 (502 amino acids)
Source: RefSeq, a predicted model, not a curated record
UAUGUUUUCAGUCGAGAUUGCACAGACGGGCAACGUCGGUGACCUGAGAGAAGCUAUCAAAGCAGGGAAGAGUUUUACAUUCCGCGACGUGGAUGCAGACUCUCUCCAGCUAUGGAAGGUCGAUAUCGACCCGCGGAGGGAGAAGUUAGAUCUCCCGCCCAAUGUCCAGGAGCUUAUGCCGUUUACCCUGCUCUCCCAAGCGUUCACAGUUCGACCGGAGGUUAGGCACCUUCAUAUAUUCGUUCAACACCUCCCUGACGCCCCCCGUAGUCAUUUGCAACUAUCGCCUUCUGCACACGUGCUUAGGACCCAGCGACUUCGUUCAGACUACGUCCGGCACUUUUCCAAGAAGGCUUCUUCCAGCCAGGGGGUGCCCUCUCAAUUCGAAAAUAUGCAGGAAAAUCCUGACAUCGCUGUUCGCUGUGAUCGACCCCCUGAAGCUGCUAAUAUUAUACCCACCACCCUACUUCACCCAGUCUUUGGUGCAUUCAUGGACGACUGCGAAAAUCAUGAGCCAACGGCAGAUGAUAACAAGCUGGUUAUGGAGUUGUCAAACGGAGCACGGUAUCGACCUAACGGCCUCGAUGAUCAACGGCACUGCCUACACUACCGACGGUGACAUGCAGCACAAAGGUUUCCGUUUCGCGAUCGCCGAAAUCAAGAACGAGAUAGGAUCCUCGAGAUACGAACCUCAUAUGCAAGCCCUUCUAUAUUAUAUACACUCUACCAAGACUUUCGCAAAGGACGACCCCGCAUUUAGGUUUCCCUGUAUACUGAUCAGUCUCUUUGGGCCGCACAUUGACUUCUCAGCCGCUGUUUGGGACACCCGUCCGAACAUGCAGGUUAUUUCGACUGCUUUACCUCUCUUUUAUCACCGCACGGAUACCAAAAUGCGUGAGAUGGUCGCGCGCCAUGUUGGUGCGCUCAGGAAAGCUCUUCACUCUCUCUUGAAAUGUUAUGCGAACAUGGCAUCAAGCACUACGAGCCCUUCUACCGAUCCAAAUCCCUGCUUUCCAUACCCAUCUUCUUAUACCUGCAUCAAGACAGCGUCAACAUGUCGUUUCACGUACCAAGCUCAAAUGGAUACCCAAAGACUACUCUUUUCCGCGAAGACAGAGGAUGACGAGUCUAAGAUGCUCUGCAUCAAGUUUGUUCGUCACUACUCUCAGGAGGCACAUCAACGAUGUGCUUCCGGUGGCUUCGCUCCAGCGCUCUAUGGCUUCGAAAACCUACCAGGCGGAUGGUACAUGAUUGUCAUGGAGAUGAUCCCAGAGGAUUACUGUUGUCUCGGGGAACUUUCCGACCCUUACCUUCAUCAUGACGCACUCGCUACGGGACUCCUAUCUCUCCAUCAAGAAGGUUAUGUUCAUGGAGACAUUCGGGAUACAAAUGUUAUGGUGAAAAGGGACCGCAGCCCUGGAUUCAAGUUGGUGGAUUUUGACUGGUCCGGGAAAAUAGGCGAAAUCCGAUACCCAAUGAACGUAUAUCGAGGAGGUCGUCUCUGGAGACCUGAUGGAGCGGACGACGGACAGUUGAUCCUGGCUGAACAUGAUAUUCAGAUGUUGCACGCCAUAUUUCCACCAGGCACCUUUGAGAUUGCGUUACAUACGGCGGCAUCGCGCGGGCAGAGCUGGGUGACGGGAACGGGCCACAUGUUUGGGACGAAUUAGCCAUUGAGGUUGGAGAUAGGGCGGGCGGUUAGGCGGAUGGUGGAUAUCCGGACUCGAAUCGGUGGCUCAACAGCAGUUUUAGCGCACGAA